Messenger RNA from Hordeum vulgare subsp. vulgare (domesticated barley), 1356 nucleotides. RefSeq names its product anther-specific proline-rich protein APG-like. Gene Ontology annotation, molecular function: hydrolase activity, acting on ester bonds. The coding region runs from base 100 to 1185 and encodes 361 amino acids. The record is from RefSeq and is a predicted model, not a curated record. The transcript is spliced from 5 exons. Lineage: Eukaryota; Viridiplantae; Streptophyta; Magnoliopsida; Poales; Poaceae.
UUGACAAAGCUAUUUGUUCCCUUACCUAGCUAGCUUUUUUUUUUUUUUGCGGGUCCCUUACCUAGCUAGCUAGCUAGACGCACGAGUUGGCGGCCGGCCAUGAAGGGCGCCAUCUUUCUCCUUUGGGUUGUGGUGGUGGGGCUCGUCGGUGCUGUCACGGCGCGGCGGCCGGUGGUGCCGGCGAUGUUCGUGCUGGGGGACUCCACGCUGGACGUCGGCAAUAACAACCACCUGCCUGGUAAGGACGUGCCCAGGGCCAACCUGCCCUUCUACGGCAUCGACUUUCCCGGCGGCGCCAUUGCCACCGGGAGGUUCAGCAACGGCUACAACAUCGCCGACUUCGUCGCGAGGCAGCUGGGAUUCGAGAGGAGCCCUCUGGCUUACUUGGUGCUGAAAUCACGCAACUACCUCAUCCCCAGCGCUCUCACGAGAGGUGUUAGCUACGCCUCGGCUGGAGCUGGCAUCCUCGACUCCACUAAUGCGGGGAAUAACAUCCCGUUAUCGGAGCAAGUCCGUUAUUUUGCGGAGACAAAGACAAAGAUGGAGACUGCGGCUGGCAGAGACAAAGUGUCCAGGCUACUUGCACGCUCCUUCUUCCUCGUCGGCGUUGGCAGCAACGACCUCUUCCAGUCCACGGCGACCACCCAGGGCGAUGUCAUUGCGCUCUACACCACCCUCAUCUCCAACUACACCGCAGCGAUCACUGAUUUGUAUGGGAUGGGGGCGAGGAAGUUCGGGUUCAUCAGUGUCCCCCCGCUGGGCUGCGUGCCAGCGGUGCGGGUGCUCAACGCGACGGGGGCGUGUAACGAUGCCAUGAACCAGGUCGCCAUGGGAUUCACCGCCACGCUUAAGUCCGCACUCGCGGGCCUCGCCCCGAAGCUCACAGGCCUCGCCUACUCCCUCGGGGACUCCUUCGUCGCCUUGGAGACAACCUUCUCCAACCCGCAAGCAGCCGGGUACGAGAACGCGGACACCGCGUGCUGCGGGAGCGGGAGGCUGGGCGCUGAGGGCGGCUACUGCACGCGGACCUCCAAGCUGUGCGCCAACCACGACGCCUACGUGUACUGGGACUGGAUCCACUCCACGCAGCGGGCUGCCGAGCUGGGUGCCCAGGCGCUCUUCAACGAUGGCACGGCCGAGGUCACGACACCCAUUAGCUUCGGGCAGCUGGCCCGCGAGGGAUAACGAUGCACUCUCUACUCAGUCUAGAGAAAGGAAGAGAUUAUUCAUUCAUUGUAGCUGUAAUAUUUUUUGUAGGGAAGAGUGUAGCUGUAAUCUUGUUGUUCUGAAUCUUAAUAAACUACGAAACUCCUCUAAGGGCAUUUCUAACUGAUUCCUUAAAAAUAUUGAAGCAUA